This is a messenger RNA of Enterobius vermicularis (human pinworm), 357 nucleotides long. Lineage: Eukaryota; Metazoa; Nematoda; Chromadorea; Rhabditida; Oxyuridae. The record is from the annotation of a GenBank genome assembly.
AUGCGUCCAUCAUGUUCUUCACCAAAUUUUUCAUCAUCAUCAUCGGAGACUGAAUCUGAUUCUGUGUUAACGGUUCGACGAGGACGUAUAGCAAAAAUUGCAAAAGAACGUCGAGAACGUCGUGAAACGAUGGCAAAACUGCAGCGUAUGAUUCCAUCAUCGAAAGACUGCAAAUCACAACUGGAAUUACUGCAACGUGUUAUUGACUAUAUUUUUAUACUGCAGGAGCAGUUACGUGACUGUGAUGAGACUGGAAACACCUGCAAAUUUGAAAAUGACAUUAGUAGUUUAAGUCGUCUAUUUGCAAGGAUUACCACCGAAUGCUCACAGUCAUCACAGCGGAUUUUGUCCAACUGA